AAAUCUUUAACUUUGUGUAGUCAUGUAAUUUCAUCACUUUUGGAAGCAGUUUGACUUUACAGCAUUUUAUCACAGUUCCACCAUAAACUGUACUUUAUCCUUGUCUGUAUUUCUUUCUCGCCAAAGUCUUCGAGAAGAAAUCCAGAGCCCAUAUCAAAAAAAAAAAUUCCCUGGUCCCACGACAAAGAUCCAAUUUCCAGGCUGAGCUGCAGCUGGAGAGGGUGGAGCGGCAGAGAGCAGCUCUCAGACAUGAAGCAGUCUGAACUCAGAGAGAAUAACCACAGCCCUGGAAACAAUGGUGGUGUUUUCUGUGGAACAGUGUGACGGGCCCAGUCGCCAACAUGAGGGCCAUGGAACCAGAGGUUGGUUAUCAAGGCCUCUCCACCUGCUGUGGUUUUAAAAACACCAGCCGUUGUUUGACGCGCGCUGUUAAAGAUGCUGGCUUUUCUACAUCACUGUGUUUUUCUCUGGGCCAUGUGGACCUGCAGUAACACGCAGACACCUGAACCUGCCACAGGGUUGAACAGAAACAUUCUGGUUCUACUGGACUCUUCAGGAAGUUUAUCAGACUAUGAGUUCUCUCAGCUGCUGCGAUUCACCUCCAAACUGCUCCGCCCUUUGACACUGGACAAUGGGAACGUUAGAGUGGGGCUGUUGCAAGUGGGCACCAGCCCACACUUGGAGUUUGGGUUGGAUGUCCACAAGAGUCAAAGAAGUCUGCAGGAAGCCCUGCAGACUGUCAGGCAUCUGAGGGGAAACACCAACACGGUGGAGGCCCUGAGGUUGGCUCAGCGACUCCUGUCUGAGGCGGAGGAGGAGGAGCCAAAGAUCCUGCUGUGGCUGACUGAUGGAGCGCAGCCUGGAGACGUGACGGAGGCCAUGACGGAACUGAAGACGCGGGGAGUGACUGUGAUGAUCGUAGCCACCGUACACGCCAACUACCACCUGUUACAACAGGCAGUGACUCCUCCCCUGGAGGCCAACCUCUACACCGUGGACAUGGAUGACAUUGACAUCAUCACAGAGGAGCUGAGAAAGACCAUCAUCAAAUCUUUUCAUGCCGAAACGCUACACGUGAACCAGCUGACGACCCACAGUGCUGUGCUGCAGUGGAGUCCUGUUCUGACAGCAGAGGGCGAUUUUUACGAGCUCAGGUAUAACUCCGUGUCAGAAGCGGACACAGUGACCAGACGGAUUCUUCCUGGAGACUCGUCCUCGGUCAGACUGAUUGACCUCCAGCCGGACACUGUUUACACAGCGUCGCUCCAGCCAGAGUCCAACCAGAGGCCGUUUAACGCACUCUCUGUUACUUUUACUACGCUCCCUGAUAUUUCGAGUCCGGCUGUGGUCACCGUGUCAGACUCUGGUCCUCAUCAGAUGCGUGUGAACUGGGGCCCCCUGCAGCCAGAGCUAACCCAGAGACACAAGGUAGAAUAUGGAGUUUUUCCAAGUGGAAGUGUCCAGGUUGUGACGCUGCACCGCCGUAAAAAAUCUGUGUUGCUCACGGGCCUGGAGGCAGGCACCGAAUAUCUGAUCACAGUUAGUGCUGUGCAUGAGGACGGCAGAGAAAGAGCCAUGUCCGUAAGAGCCUACACCACAGAGGUUCUGCCAGCACUGGUUGAGCUACAGUUGACACCAGCGGAAAAUCAGGAAGUUCAAAUAGUUUGGACGGCUCUUAGAGAAGAAGGUCUAAAAGGAUUCUGGCUUAAAUGGGACAGAAAAUCCUCCAAAUCGUCCUCCUCAAAUUCUUACUCCUCCUCCAUCUACUUGUCUCCGUCAACUCGUUCAAUGAGGCUGAGAGACGUCCGUCCCGGGGGCCGAGUGUGUGUGUCUCCAGUCUACAGUUCAGGACAAGGGGACGGCGUUUGCUGCACAGCAAAUAAUCACACAGAUUCCAGCCAGUGAGAAACUGCAGCAUUCCUCCAGGAUGAAAUCAAGCGGCUGCAGUGCUGGAUGCACCGCGGCUAAUUUCUUGAGUCUAGUUUGGUUUUCAUCCAGAAAAAAAAAGUUAUUGUGACGGGAAAAGCCAUUGUCAGGCCAGCCCGCUGUUUCCACAUUGUGUGAGUAAAUACCAAAAAUAAUUGCAAUUUUUCUUCCUGCAAGAGGAAAUAUCACCAAUCAACGACAUUACUGUUCAGAAUGUCAAACUGUUUACAGUGUCAGGACCACAGAGCUGCGUACGAUACUAGACUAUAGACUUAUUCACUGUCAUUAUCACAGCAAUUAUUGUUACAAACAAUAAUUAUUUAUUUUUCUAACGGCUUUUUAAUGUGUUUUAUUCAACAAUGUCAAAAAUGAUGAAUAUAAUGUAAUUUAUUCACUCAUUACUUUACUUUGUAAUUACUGUAAUAGUGCCAGGGAGAGUUGUUUGGACCAAUAUGCUAUUUCCAAAUGUAUAUUUAACUUCUAUUUAAUUUGACAUCAAUGAGUCAGGUUAGUUUCACUCAAAGGCUGGAAUGUUCUGCUUGUUUUUAACAAGAACUUUAUGCCGGUGUUUUCAAACUUUUUCUGAGCCACAAAACUUUGUUUCACUAAAAAUCAAAGCCAAAAAUGUCACAAAAAGUUUUACUGUAUGUAAUGAAUAAUUAACUGUUUUAU
Cynoglossus semilaevis (tongue sole) is the source of this 2598-nucleotide messenger RNA. RefSeq names its product von Willebrand factor A domain-containing protein 1. The record is from RefSeq and is a predicted model, not a curated record. Gene Ontology annotation, molecular function: protein binding. The transcript has 6 exons. NCBI's taxonomy places the organism in Eukaryota, Metazoa, Chordata, Actinopteri, Pleuronectiformes, Cynoglossidae. The coding region runs from base 436 to 1905 and encodes 489 amino acids.